Molecule: messenger RNA, 2160 nt
Organism: Pelmatolapia mariae (spotted tilapia)
Lineage: Eukaryota; Metazoa; Chordata; Actinopteri; Cichliformes; Cichlidae
Product: protein-glutamine gamma-glutamyltransferase 2-like
Exons: 14
Coding region: 1-2160 (719 amino acids)
Biological process (GO): peptide cross-linking
Molecular function (GO): protein-glutamine gamma-glutamyltransferase activity
Source: RefSeq, a predicted model, not a curated record
AUGGACAACAUGCAGCAGACAAUACACAGCAUCAAUGGUACCACUAAUGGCCACUGCCGACUAAAGUCCAUGAACUUUGAGGUUCCCGAAAACAGCUUUUCCCAUGAAACUCAGGGGCUUAGCAGGAACCGACUUGUGGUUCGACGAGGGAAACCCUUCAAAGUGACGCUAAAGUCUGACAGUUGGCUGUGGAAUCCCUCCACUGAGAGGCUGGUGCUGGAGGUUUGUUUAGGUGGCCUGUCAAAGAGGAUCCCAGUUCUGUUCUAUGAAGAACAGUCCCACCCCCAGCUCUAUGACUGGACAGCUACAAUCUACCCAGGGAACAUGCAUCCCCAGUCAGUCAUCAUCCACAUUUGCGCUCCUGUUCAGUCAUCAGUGGCUCUGUAUGAACUCCUGGCCCACAUAGAGACCAGACGGAGCAGAAUUACUUAUGUAUUGGGAACAUUUGUGCUACUGUGCAACCCUUGGCUGAAAGAUGAUCCAGUAUACAUGCCACUGGAUGCCCAUAAAGAAGAGUACAUCAAAAGUGACUAUGGGCUAGUGUAUAUGGGGAGCAGUUCAAAUGUUAGCAAGCGUCCAUGGUCAUUUGGUCAGUAUGAGCCUGGAGUCCUGGAAGCAUGUCUGAAGCUCCUGGAGUUCAGCCCGCAACACCUCACUGACAAAAACAAAGAUUAUACAUUACGAUCUGAUCCUGUCUACCUCAGCCGAGUGGUCUGUGCUAUGGUAAACUGUAACGAUGACCUGGGUAUUCUGGAGGGAAAGUGGCAGGGAAGCUACAAAAAUGGUGUGAAGCCUACAGAUUGGAGUGGCAGCGCUGACAUCCUUCUCCGCUGGGCCUCAUCCAAAUGCAGACCUGUGCGUUAUGGCCAAUGCUGGGUCUUUGCAUCCGUCCUCUGUACAGUAAUGAGAGUUCUGGGGAUUCCCUCCAGGGUGGUAACAGUUUUCAAUGCAGCUCAUGAUGGAAAUGGCAACAUGAUAAUUGAAGAGUUUUACACGAGAACAGGGGAGAAGUUCGGCAUGUCAAAGGACAGCAUUUGGAACUUCCAUGUGUGGGUGGAGUGCUGGAUGAGGAGACCAGAUCUUGGUGCAGGGUGUGACGGUUGGCAGGUAGUGGACCCAACACCGCAGGAAAAGAGUGAAGGGAUAUUUUGCUGUGGACCUUGUCCGGUUGCUGCCAUCCAGCACCACUGGUUGGACGCCCGAUAUGACAUCCCAUUCGUCUGUGCCUCUGUUGAUGCAGAUGUCGUAAGGUUAAUUGUGCACAAUGGACUGGUGGUGGGAAAGACGGUGGACACCGAGUGUGUGGGAAAGCUCAUCUACACCAAAAGCAUCGGAUCAGAUAAACCAGAGAAUGUGACGCUGACAUAUAAACCUGACAAAAGUAAGAGAAUGAGGAAAAACAUCACACUGUGCAAGAACACUGCAACACCAAGGUCAGUGUCUGUACCUCAGAGCACCCCCACCAACCUUUCAGACUCCCCUUAUUUCAGUGGUAUAAUGUCACCCAAUUUGAACAUGACCCUAAAAAUAGUUGGGGUGCCUAAACUGGGUGAGCCCAUCCACAUAUGUGUGACCAUCACAAACCAGUGCAAGAACCCCAGGGUUCUGGUGGGACACAUCAACGCUCAGGUGAAAGAGUACGACAGCAGCCCGAGUGAGGCCUUCUGGGACGCACAAACAGAGGUGCAGAUACAGCCAUUUUCAGUGACAACACUCAAUCACACCAUCUCUCAUUUUAAAUAUCAGUCAUUCCUGGCUGGCGAUGAUAUUGUGAACUUGGCAGUGGUGCUAAAGGACAUGACAACCAAAGAAACAUUUCUGGCUGCUGAAGAGUUCAGCAUAAGCCCUCCACAAAUAACCAUACAGAUUGAAGGAGGCAACUCUAUCCAGCUGAAGAAGGAGCGCACAGUCCUUGUGUCCUUCACCAACUGCCUCAGCACAGCUCUGUAUGAAGUUGUGUUGACUGUGCAGGGAGCCGGCUUGCUGGAGGGCAAACAAGUGGCCAAGAUAAUUCUCCUGCAGCCAGGCGAGAAGAUAUUGAAGACGGUGUCCAUCACGGCUACUUCACCUGGCACCAAGCUGCUGAUGGCCACUUUGUCACACAGCAACAACCCCAACAUCAUUGCCAGGUGGUACCACAAAGUGUCUGUCACAGCAUAA